Spirometra erinaceieuropaei is the source of this 3051-nucleotide messenger RNA. The record is from the annotation of a GenBank genome assembly. NCBI's taxonomy places the organism in Eukaryota, Metazoa, Platyhelminthes, Cestoda, Diphyllobothriidea, Diphyllobothriidae.
AUGGCAGUGGAACCAGCCUGUAAUACUACGAACGACGACAGCUACUCAGCUAAAACAGACACCUUCGUUGAACCACCUGAUCAAGGCGCCAACACAAGUGAGCCCGUAGCGUCCAGUGAUCUGACUGAAACAGGGCAUGUAAAUGGAACCAAUCAGGUAACGGAAGAGCCUAGAGAACACGACGUCCGCAAUAACGGAGUAAUGCUCACAGCAGUAACAAAUGCAACGGGAAAUUCGGCUGGUGCUAAACUGAGGUGCUUGUACACGAAUGCCCAAAGCCUCAUAUCGAAACUAGACGAACUAAAACUUUGCCUUGUUGAGCUGUCUCCAGAUGUUUUAGCAGUAACUGAGACCUGGCUGUCCGGGAAUAUUAGCGAUAACGAAGUAGCCUUGCCUGGAUACCAAAUUUAUCGGAGGGACAGGGGACAUCGUCAGGGUGGUGGUAUCGUUGUGUAUGUGAAUGACGGUCUGGCAGUGUCGGAUAACACCACCAAGUUUGCGUGCAGUACGGAAGCUAUCUGGUUGACCAUUAAGGCUACCGGUUCCCUGUGUCUCGAUGUCCUCACUGUCUACCGACCACCUAGGACAGACCGAAUCGCCGACGCUCAACUAUUGGAGCAGUUGGAGAAAUUUUCCAGUCGACCUAACAUUAUGAUCAUGGGCGACUUCAACGCACCAGGAACAAACUGGAAUACCCUCCAAGCGUCAGGUCCAAAAUCGGCAUUCGAUUACCGCCUGUUGAGCAAGACAUUAAAUGCGUGCCUCACACAACUUGUAGUGUUCCCAACGAGAACACGUGAAGGACAAAGGACAAACUGCCUGGAUCUGGUCUUUACGAAAACACUAGACAGCAUAGACGAGAUCGCCUCCAUGCCGCCCCUUGGCCGAAGUGACCACGUAGUGCUUAUGUGGGAUUAUUCGUUAUUCUCCAUUUCACAUACUCCAGACCAAAAAAGGCGUAAUGUUUGGCGGGGCGACUUCAAUUUGAUGAGGGCAGACUUUUCCGGUCUUGACUGGGGCUCAUUGUUUACGGGAAGUGCCAACGAUGACUGGGAGCUGUUCAAGAAUGUCCUUCUGCAGCUUAUCAAUAACCACUGCCCACUGACCAGUGUAAGACUGAACAAACGCCCUGGGUGGCUAAAUAGCGACCUCAAGAAAGAAAUCAACAGGAAGCACAAAUUGUGGAGAAAAUACUGCGUCAGUAGACAAGCUGAAUGCUUCAACACCUACAAGACACAGAGGAACAAACUGAGGAAGCUGAUAAUGAAGACGCGGCGGGAAUUCGAAAAGAACUUGCUACAAAAAGCAACGCAGAACCCAAAAUUGCUCUACAGCUACCUCCGACGAACUACAAGGAACAGGCAUCAAAUCCCCUUGAUAAAGACUACUGAUGGCGUUGAGAUCGCUGAUAGUAGGGAUAAAUCUGCGUAAUUUUCACGGUUUUUCCAAUCAGUCUACACAAACGAGGCAAGGUUCCUACCUCCCUCCACAGAAGAACUGCCGACUCCAAGCGUCAGUGAUAUACUCUUCUCAGAAGGCAUUGUCCGAAGAGAAUUAGAGACAUUGAACGAAUCGAAGUCACCAGGACCAGACGAGAUUCCACGCAAGCUUCUGAAGGAACUUGCCAGUGAGCUCUCUGUGCCUUUGUCGAUGCUCUUUCAAAAGUCAUUUGACACUGAAACACUUCCUGUCGAUUGGAAGCUGGCGCAUAUUACUCCGCUACACAAAGGAGGUAACAGGGCUGCGACGACAAAUUACCGGCCCAUAAGCUUGACAUGCAUUCUCUGCAAAGUUAUGGAAAGGAUCAUAAAGAGUGAACUGAUGCAAUUCCUGGAAGUUCACGGCCUGCUAUCGAAAUGCCAACAUGGGUUCCGAAAAGGAAGAUCCUGCACGACAAACCUGCUGCAAUCUCUCCAGAGCUGGACCCGAGCUCUCGACGACAGGCACGCGGUCCACAUAGCCUUCAUCGACUUCCUGAAGGCUUUCGACACUGUGCCACACCAAAGUCUCAUACAUAAACUUAACAAAAUAGGGAUCAGUGGCAAAUUCCUUAAAUGGAUUGAUAACUUCCUUGUGGGUCGACAUCAGGUUAUCUGCAUCGGUCGGGGAAUGUCAGAUCCGGCUAUGGUCGAGAGUGGUGUCCCCCAGGGUUCAGUACUGGGACCCAUUUUGUUCCUUAUCUACGUGGACGAUGCUGCAAGAGCUUUAUACUGCGAAGUAGCAAUGUUUGCGGAUGACAUGAAGAUAUGGAGUGUAAUUCGGGGUCCUACCGACGAAGACAGACUGCAGAUCAACUUGAAUCGGUUGGAGGAGUGGUCAAACCGUUGGCUCCUGCGGUUCAACGUUGUAAAAUGUAGCAUACUUCGCCUAGGCAACACAGCCAGAUUCGCCAGCACAAGAGGCUACUUUCUGGGCGGUGCAGCCCUACAAGAGGUCGAAGCCCAAAGGGACCUCGGUGUGCUUACGACGAGUUCCCUAAAACCAUCCGCCCACUGUUCGAGGGUGGCAAAAAGCGCAAUGUCCGUACUGUACGCCAUCAAGCGUGCGUUUAUGGACUUUGACGAAGAAGCUUCCUCUAAGACAUUCGGAACAUUCGUCCGGCCGCAUUUAGAGUACGGCAUACAAGCUUGGAGGCCGUGGGCUGUUGUGGAUCAAAACUGCCUCGAAAGAAUCCAGAGGAGAGCCACGAAGAUGGUUAGGGGUCAAAGCUCCUUUCCUUAUGCAACUCGCCUAGUAAAUCUGAACCUCUUUCCUUUGAGUUACAGGCAACUUCGCGGGGAUCUCUUGCAAGCCUUCCGCAUUGUUAAGGGGUUGGAUUGCAGUCUGGCCUUCGAGAACUUCGUUGAAUUUGCUACCACUAACAACCUCCGAGGUCACCCGUUAAAACUGCGCACUCAGCAGGCACGGCUGGAUGUGCGGAAGUUCUCCUUCUCGGUUCGGGUGGUCAAACCAUGGAAUGAGCUUCCCGCAGAUGUUGUGAUGUCACCAUCUAUACAAAGUUUUAAGGAGAAUCUGGACAUAUUUAUGUUCCGAAAUGACCAAGAGCGAUGA